AUGGCCACGAUCCUGUUCACGACCGACGACGAGAUUCUGGACAACAUCUCGCAGUAUGACGAGUCGUUCAGCGGCUACUGCGCCGAUCCGACGGCCACCAUCCACGCCGAGCUGCCAGUGGAACGGCCGCAGACGGCGGACGUAGACGAGACGGGCGGACGGCCGUUCACCUGCGGCCACGCGCUGGGCGGCGAGGCGUCGGGCCGCGUUCCCCAGCUCUCGUCCGGCGAGAUCGUCAGCUUCGACUCGUCCGGCGCCGUACCCCGCGGCCAGAUCGUCCAGCUGACCUUCACCUCGUCUUGGGGGGACCGGCAGCAGCUCGGUCUGACGGCACUGGAAAUAGUGCGGGAAAACCAGCAGGUGGUGCCUCUGAAGACCUCCUACCUGACGGCAUCGACAGCCACAGCGACACUGCCGAGACUGCUGGACGAGCAGCGCGUCAGCUGUGACCCGGAGCACAUGUGGCUGGUGCCCUGGAAGGAGGGUCAGUCGGUGACGCUGAUCCUCCGCCUGCCGGCCACCACCGCCAUCGCUGCGCUGCGGGUGUGGAACUACAACGCCUCGCAGGACGACGCCUACAAGGGGGCGCGCAACUGCAUCGUCUCGGUGGACAACAAGCGGGUUUCGCCGGCCGAGGGGAGGGUCAGCCUGCGAAGGGGCGGUCCGGUCGCCGCCGCCCGCCGCCAUGAAAAGUCCGGCAACGGACGCACGCACGUGCGCAUCAGCGACAGCGUGUACCAGGACGAGUACGAGGCGCCGAUGAUGCCGCAGGGGUUCGUGUUCCAGUUCCACCUGCUGUCCACCUGGGGAGACCUCUACUACACCGGCCUGAACGGCAUCGAGCUCUACGACGCCUCCGGGCACAAGAUCCCGCUCACUGGCAGGAACGUGGCGGCGUACCCAGACAGCGUGAACGUGCUGGACAAUGUCUCCGGGGACGUGCGCACGCCUGAUAAGCUGGUGGACGGCGUCAACAACACCAUGGACGGCCGCCACAUGUGGCUGGCGCCCAUUCUGCCCGACAUGAUCAAUCGAGUCUAUGUGAUAUUCGACGAGAUCCAGACGGUUUCGAUGAUUAAGAUUUGGAACUACGCCAAGACUCCCACCAGAGGUGUCAAGGAGUUUGGGCUGCUGGUGGAUGACCUGCUGGUGUACAACGGCGUGCUGGGGCAGAUCGCGAGCACGGGCCGCCUCGUGGGUCAGGCCGUGCCCUACCACACCGUGCUCUUCACUUCGGACCGCGAGCUGGUCCAGAAAGAGCGUAACACUGUCAUCAGGCCGAUGAGUUCCGGGGAGAGUGAGGUGCGGCUUCUGAACAACAACCCGAACUCGCCAUCGGCCAUGACGCCGUCGGCCGGGGCCGGCUCUAGUGUCGACCAGAUGCGGCGGCCCUUCACCCAGCAGACGCCGGCCGCCGCGCUUGGACUGCGGCGGAAAACGCUGCAAACAUAACUUGCGGGGGUCGCCGAUAGGUGGAGGACCUGUCCUUGUGUUAUUCGGGUGCGAGGAUGUGUUUCCGCUGCAUCUGUGAGCUGCGGACGAGCAGCAAGGGUGGCGCGUGUGUAGAAGUGUGGAGAAUUCGUCACUGUUCUUUGCUCGGACAAAUCCGGAGUUUGGUCGAUGUUCGGAGUGCUCGGCCAGACCGCUGCCGGAUUACACGGGCAAAUAUAGAAGUGUGCGAAAACGGCCGAGUGUGUGAUGUGGGCUUGCCUAAAUAAGCAAAUCUUUCCACGGUGAUCCCAUUU
Messenger RNA from Pollicipes pollicipes, 1745 nucleotides. RefSeq names its product katanin-interacting protein. The coding region runs from base 1 to 1452 and encodes 483 amino acids. The record is from RefSeq and is a predicted model, not a curated record. Lineage: Eukaryota; Metazoa; Arthropoda; Thecostraca; Pollicipedomorpha; Pollicipedidae. The transcript has 12 exons.